CACAUUUUUUAUGUCAAAAAAACUAACAUCACAUUUUCUCUUCCAAUAGACCUAAAUCUUCCUACCAAGAGUCUCACUUCUCAGUUUCCCGCCCCCCGACUUCCUCUGCCUUCGGGGAGUCAUCUGUCGAGGUUGACCGCCGUCACAAACCACACGUUAGCACCCUAGACCGCAUUGAACGCGAGUAUCGCGCUCGUUCCCAACCUAGCUACAAGAAAGAGGAGAUCAACGUUGCCGGUUCCACCGUCGACCCUCCCAGACCCAGCUCCCACUUUGCCGAGCAAGCCCACGUCACAGAGUCUACUGUCGACCCCCCUAGGAUCCUCCCUUCUACCAGCUUCACCGAGUCGGUUCACGUCUCCGAGUCAACAGUUGACCCGCCCAAACCUAGUCCUUCAACGUACAUUAAGGACGACAAAGCUGCCGAGGAGACCAAAGAGUAUCCUCGACACCGCCACACCCCAGCUUCUCAGAAGUCUAGAAUGGGAUAUUACGACGAAGAGGGACACUAUCACUCUUUCCGCCACAGUCUACACAAAAUGGCCGACCGCGUCUUCCAUCCCGAGGGCGAGCGCAUCGAGAUCGUUCGCGAGUCUCACAAGCAUGCCUCCCCUAAGUCCAACGGAGCUCCCUCCGUCCCCAACACUGUCACCAUCCCGUGCCACCACGUCCGCAUGGGUGACAUCCUGAUGCUCCAGGGCCGUCCCUGCCAAGUCAUCCGCAUCUCUACCUCGUCGGCCACCGGCCAGCACCGUUACCUCGGUGUCGACCUCUUCACCAAGCAGCUGCACGAGGAGUCGUCCUUCAUCUCCAACCCGGCCCCCAGCGUGGUGGUCCAGACCAUGCUCGGCCCUGUCUUCAAGCAGUACCGCGUCCUGGACAUCCACGACGGCAGCAUCGUCGCCAUGACCGAGACCGGCGACGUCAAGACCAACCUGCCCGUCAUCGACCAGUCCAACCUCUGGACCCGCCUGACCCAGGCCUUCAACGCCGGCCACGGCAGCGUCCGCGUCCUCGUCCUCAACGAUGGCGGCCGCGAGCUCGUCGUCGACAUGAAGGUCAUCCACGCCUCCAACCUGUAAAGAUAUUUUAGAGUGUGUUAAAUGAUGAUUUAAUGGUUAUUAUUCCGCUCUAAGAGAUACGCGUGUGUGUGUGUGUGUGGGAUUUUGGAAAGACACUUUUGUGUUUGUGUCGGACAAAAGGUG
Molecule: messenger RNA, 1205 nt
Organism: Hypoxylon fragiforme
Lineage: Eukaryota; Fungi; Ascomycota; Sordariomycetes; Xylariales; Hypoxylaceae
Product: translation protein SH3-like protein
Exons: 2
Coding region: 483-1082 (199 amino acids)
Biological process (GO): positive regulation of translational elongation; positive regulation of translational termination
Molecular function (GO): translation elongation factor activity; ribosome binding; RNA binding
Source: RefSeq, a predicted model, not a curated record